Molecule: messenger RNA, 540 nt
Organism: Caenorhabditis briggsae
Lineage: Eukaryota; Metazoa; Nematoda; Chromadorea; Rhabditida; Rhabditidae
Exons: 5
Coding region: 1-540 (179 amino acids)
Source: RefSeq, a predicted model, not a curated record
AUGGGUAGUGGUCAGAGCAUGAACCACAACCCAGGCGACAUGAUGGACCAUCACCAGUACCCGGACAUGAACAUGAUCUUCAAAGGAAUUCCAAAGAUGAUUCAGGUGGCCGACGACAUGCACAGAAUGACGGACUAUAUAAUGGAUCUUCGUAAUUUGACGAUCGCAGUUCUCGGUAUUUCUGUCAUCGGUCUCAUCUGCUUUCUUAUUUUGAAGAUAGUUCACAAUAAGUCCUCCAAAAGAAAGAGACGCUCACGACAGAUCGAAGAAGGAUACCCGCCAGCCGCUCCAAGAUACUACUACUCCUCGCAGUACGCUCCAGAACCAUGGGAUCGACCAAAGCACACCUACAGGAGAGAGCAUGAAGAUCAUAUUGAUUGUUCCAGCCCAUCUAUCGAAGAGAAAAAACAGUUGGAGUGCAGAAACAGCAGUCCGGAAUUCAAGGGAAACGGUUCAGUCAACUACAAGUGGUCGGUGAUCUGCCAUAUGUUGAUUCGUCAUGAAUUGCUCACCGAUUUUCGAAAAAUUCACAGAAUUUGA